AUGACCGACCUGAUUCACGCGCGUCCUGUCAAAGAAGAGAGGCUCACUGCGGUUUUGGGCAGCAGCACCACUUCCUCCGUCAGUGUAGUAGUGAGAAAUAUGGCCGCCACUGCCUCCGAGGUGCUUUAUGGUCUUCGCAAUCAGUUCGCCGCGCCCAGUCGCGUGCAGGAUGUUGCCGACGGCUGCGUGCACGGCGAGUAG
Molecule: messenger RNA, 201 nt
Organism: Penicillium maclennaniae
Lineage: Eukaryota; Fungi; Ascomycota; Eurotiomycetes; Eurotiales; Aspergillaceae
Exons: 2
Coding region: 1-201 (66 amino acids)
Source: RefSeq, a predicted model, not a curated record